AUGUCAAGUAGUUUUGAUCUAUCAUCUAAAUAUGAUGACUUCUUUUCCGAGGAUAAUUUUUAUUCAGCUUCAACAACAAGUCAGACUAGUUCCAAUCAUAUCAAAAAUUUACGAGAGUCAAUACAAAUUUCUCAUUCUAUAAGCACAAAAAGUCUUCGAGACGGGUUUGAUGACGGGCUUGCCAACUUGGUGAAGAAUGGCGGAGGCAAUGGCGGAAGCAAUGGUAAUAGAAAGAUGGCUACUACAAGUAAGACGUCAAUGAUCAAGUCCUCGCCUUCCUUGAAAGCAUUGGAGAAUAUUUUAAAUGAAAAGAGUAAAAAUUGCCAAAAACCAGCUGUAAUUCUUGAGGAAGAGGAAGAGGAGGUGAAAGAAAAGGUUGAGGAGGGAGACAAAUCUGAUUCAACUCAAUUUGAACAACUACAAGGUCCGGGAUUUUUUACCCCAGCAACUUUCCAAACCACUAAUGCAACAAACGACACCAUUGCUUCUGUUCAGUCGUAUGAAACUGCUAAUGAGACGAUGAUUCAAACACGUCAAUCUCACCAAAAUACCGAUAAUAAACAUUCUUCUUCUUCUGCUGCUACUAAUCAUAAACAUACAACGUCUACAGUGUCGACAAUUAGUGGCAGCGGAUAUAGCACAGACGACACUCCAGUGUUGGGUCAACCGCCAACUUUCCAAAGCUUUACUCCCCACAGCAUUGAAUCUCCACAAUUAACUGUCGUUGAAACUGGACAUACACCAAUAAUAAGUAACACGACCCCAAUUACUCAAGGUGCCGACGUCGACGCUGAUACUGACACUGACGCCAGCACUUUUUCCACCACACAAAAGAAGCCGAAGCGAAAGUCAAAGUCAAAGUCAAGGCCAGAAUCAAAAUCAAAAUCAAAAUCAAAGUCAAAGUCAAGGCCAAAAUCAACUAUUCAAAUUCAACGAGAUACCGAUGGUGGCAACGCAGAAGAAAAAAAAAUAUUACAAAAGUCAAGCCUUAAAUCCGAAACUUAUUUAUUCGCUCCUUCCAAUAAGACUUUUACCAAUGAAAUUACAGAUAUUGGCUCAGCAAGCAAUAUCGAUGAUACUCCAAACGACAGGAGCAUUAAGGGACUUGGUAUCAAACAGGUCAAUUCAAGCUUUGGUGAAUCCCCAAAUCACUUUAAUCCAAAAUUUACCUUUAUUGAACCACAGCGGGGAACCAAAAAAUUGAACGGUUUAGGUAACAUUGGCGGCACCUUGCCAUUAUCUAAACCGAAACUCUUUGCUCAACGUUAUAGUACAAAUACAAGUUUCAAUAAGCAAGACAUAUCACCGGUACUUUCUAGGGAUUCUCCAAGUAAGCAAAAGUUCCAAUUAGAGGAGUUUAACCCAGUUAUUGAUUAUUCACUGAAAUUCAACACUAUUUCGGAUAUGAACAAUCAAACAACAAAAACAAAUACAAAAACAAAUACCAAUACCAAUACCAAUACCAAUACUAAUACAAAAACAAAUACAAAAACAAAUACAAAUACCACUACAAAUACCAACACAAACACAAUGGCAAACACAACGACGUUGACGUCGGUGUCAUCAUCAUCAUCAUCAUCGAAAACAAAACAUAAAGCCAAUAGAGAAGCUGGUACAAGACCAGGUCUUGCUACAAUUCAAGGUUCUCCGCAUGCCAGAUCAAAUUCAAAUUUUUCAUUGAAUUUCACCAAAAAGGCAAACAAGCCCGAUGACCCAAAACCAUCAACUUUUAUCCAUAAAAGAAGCUCUACCAUGGAUGAUCUUAACAAAGCGAGCUUACCAAGCGAAAAGAAAAAGUUUAGCUUUAAAACCUUGUUUAAAUCUAUGUCAAAAAACCAUUCGUUGAACACAAGCGAGGGCAACUUUUCCGCAUCUCGGCAGCAGGCGAAACAAGUUACUAAAUCAAGCUCAACAGUUGAAUUUGUUACACAGGUUGAAAACAUUGAGCCUUUCGAACUUGCUCCACUUACCAAGACAAAGUCAAAUAAUUCAAUUAUGCACGUAUUUAAGAAAAAAUCACAGAAUCAACCUAGUAAUAAAGAUCAAGUGGCAGAGACGUCAUUGUCGACAAGUAAGAAGCCAAAAGAAGAAAAAAAGUUGCAGAAAACAACGGUAUCCGCCACCACUUCUACACUAGCUCCAGCACCACCCACCCUUCCGUCACAAAAUAAUACGCUACUUGCAAGACCAGGAUCAAUAAAUUUUAUUAGAGAAGUAAGUGAUAGUAACGUGGCAUUGCUGUUGAGAAAAAGUCAAAAUUUGAGCAAUGACUCAAAUCUGGAGGAAUCUGGCGACUUUGAAGAAGAAGAAAGAAACGAUCAUGAUGAUGAUGAUGAUGAUGAUGAUGAUGAUGCUGACAACGACCGCAUGUCCUUUAAUAAAGAAGAGGAAGAGAAUUUUGAUCUUUAUGAUUCAAAAAAUCUACUUGAGAAUCCCCCUACAAGGAGAUCUUCUAAUACUGAAUUUAGAGAAGAAACCCUGUUGAUACCUCCUUUAAUAAGCUCCUCACAGUUUGGAUCUCCAUUCAAGGUUGAUUAUCAGAGUUCUCCUUCAUCUGUUACAUUAAAAAAUCAGAAACAGUUGGCUAAGCAACAGGAGAGUUUAAACAUUUUGUCAGCAAAACUUGCAGCUCAUCAAUUUUCGCCUUCACCAUCUCCAGUUCCUAACAGAUAUCCAAGCUUGAAAGAAGACAAGAGUCAACUACUAUUGGGAGAGACUUUAUUUCCUAGAUCUCUUAGUCCACAUGAAGUUGAAAGUAUUGUAUCAUUAGAAAGAUCAAGGUCUUUAAGGUCAGUGAGGUCAAACAAACGAAAUUCGUUUGCCAAUUAUGACGGCAGCGAUGAUAAUAUUGUUCAUUAUAGUGGACCAACAGCCGCAGCCGCAGCCGCAGCAGCAGGUGGCACUGGUAAUAGUGGAAUAGCACGAAAAGGAUCAAUAUUGAAAAAUUCUACAAGCGUAAGAAGUCAUUUAGAUAUCGAAACUGAACCUAGUAUGAUAGAUGCUAAUGUAUCACAGCUGAGUGAAUUCCCACAAUAUGUCGACUCUACUGAUGGCAACUUCAAUGAUUCAAUCGAUUAUACCGAUUUCAUGGAGUUUAGUGAAUUUCUUGAUGUUGAUAAUUUAAAAUUGAGUUAUUCACCAACUCAGGGGGUAUCACCUGAUCCCGCUAGUCCUGCAAGUUCAAGAAGAGCGGCUGCUGUAUCUUUGGAACAAAACGUGAACAAGAAGUUGUUUGAUGAUGAUGAAAGUGAGACUAUGGCUACCACUACUCCUUCAAUUUUGAUUGAAGAAACCCCACAGCCAUCACUUCAUUUACAAAUGGCUCCUUUCCCCAAUAGUUCCAAGAGUCACGAUUCUCCGGUUCCAAUUAUUAUGGAAUCGAGAGCUCUUUCACCUUCACCACUUUCAACGAAACAAACAGAAACGCCCCAAACCAGUGUUGAAGUUAGUGAAGAUGGCGAACAACAUGUUACUGCGAACCAUAAAGCUUCAUUUUUGCCUGAUACAACCGUCGCUGAAGAUGAUGACGAUGACUCGCUUGAGUUUAGAGAUACAAGUGGUAUUUUUAAUGAGAAAAAUGGAAUUGAUGCUACAAAAACAUCGCCGAUAUUGAACACUGUUCUCAGGACAAACGCUGCUAAGAUAAGAAACAGUAACCGGCCCAUAUCGAUGUCCUUUAAAGGAUUGAGUCCUUCAACGUUUGCAGCUAAGAUGACUCAGCAUAAUAUGAGAAGUACCGACUCACAUCAGUCAUUUAACAUUUCUUUUAAUGACGAUUCAUCAUCUGUGGGAGCCGGUUUCGGUACAAACCCAGACGACGACGACGACGACGACGACGACGAUGACGACGAUGAAAACAAUGACAACGACGACUACGACGACGACGAUGACGACGACGACGAUUAUGAGGAGAUGGAUGAGGAUAACUAUGAAGAUGAAGAGGCUUUGUUAAGAGAAUAUGAGAAGGAGAACAUCGUUCCUGAUAAAAAACUUUUUCGGGAAUCCAUUAAACAGUCACAACAGGAACCACAACAGCAACAUCAACAGCAACAGAAAUCACAACAGCAACAGCAACAGGAACAGCAAGACCAGAGUGUAUGGACACCGCCAUCCAAGCUUACUCCGAAAUUCGGUAAGGAGAACAAUAGCAAUAUAAAUAAGAACAAUGUAUCAUUACCAGUACAACCACAUCCUCCUUUUGGACAAAAAUAUCUGCAUAAUAAAAUCCCAUCGAUAUCAGAUCAAUCAUCAACAAGUUCCUCGCCAAGGUCAUUUACUUCAAUGUUGGGUAAAUGGAAAAAGAAUAGUAGUUUUAGUCCACAGUUUCCAAGACCUGCUCCUCCGCCACCGCCACCACCAGUACCUCCAAAGCAGUCCGGUGUUCGAUUUAGUUCGAGGAUUAUAUUGUAUGAUACUUAUAACGGAGAAGAAUAUGAUCGUCAUCCCGACACUGCUACAUGUAACCAAUUGACUCCGUUAUUGGCGCAGCAGAUAAAGGAAGAGAUGAAUUUGAUUAAACUGGAAAUGGAAGUGCAUUUUGACAGUAGAUGUUAUACACAAUUUUUUUAA
This is a messenger RNA of Lodderomyces oxycetoniae, 4569 nucleotides long. It is a transcript of the gene BNI4, whose product is annotated as Bni4p. Gene Ontology annotation, molecular function: actin binding. Lineage: Eukaryota; Fungi; Ascomycota; Pichiomycetes; Serinales; Debaryomycetaceae. The record is from RefSeq and is a predicted model, not a curated record. The transcript has a single exon. Bases 1 to 4569 code for a protein of 1522 amino acids. Gene Ontology annotation, biological process: actin cytoskeleton organization.